UCGUUUCGUGCAUCCUGUUUCGAUACACCUAGAGACACAAGAGCGUUUGGACUAUUUUACUUGGCGCGUUACUACUACUGUUAGUAGUGUCUCUCCUACUUUGCUGACUCUAACUACACGUUUACCUGGCAUUGUUCAAUGGUGUUUCGGGAAUCGCCGGGUGACGGAGAACUUCCCGGGGAGAUCCGCAUUUGACAAGAAGUAUGCCAGAGACAGAUGUCGGUGCUUGCACGUUCGUGAUCAGGAGAAGCUGUAUUACAGCUAACCAAAAGUUAAAAACCUCCCCUGAGCUGAAACAGCACACGUGCUGGCUACUUACCGCUGUUGUCCGUGGUUUCUCGCGUUCAGUGCCAGAGCCCAGCACUCCAUGUCUGCCAGCUAAGGCCACAUGUUAAUAUUCAAGUUUUACCCAGUUGCUGCCUUGCUCCUCGUGCACAGUCUUCAGUGGAUGUCAUGCCAAGCUGUCUACAAAAGUUCUGAGGGACGGAUAGAUGAGCUGAUUUCAUUGCCAAAAAAGGACGUUAGGAACGGUAUCAUUCGUUAUCAUAAGUUAUACCACAACUGCACAGGUCAUCACGUACGGAUUACACCGGUGAAGAGGAAAAGAAGAAGAAAGAAAUCCAAGAACAAAUGUGGUCGAUUUAAAGCUAUAGGGAAGAGUGAUGAUAGUUAUAUAACCCUAGUGUUUGAAUCCAAAACGAUCAAAGGCUUGUCGGGUAUAACCAUUCGGGAAAAGAGAACAAACAACUACUUGUGUUUCAAUAACAAAGGCAAACCGAUAGCUAUGUGCAGUGGUGAUCGCCUGCGGUGCUUGUUUGAGGAAGAUAUUCAAGACGAUUUCUCCAUAUUCAGGCUAGUGCGGAAUAAGAAAAAGUGGUACCUUGGAUUCAGCACGCGAGGAAAGCCGCUGCCAAGCAGAAAGUUCCGUCGAAAACGAUUUCGGAAAUGUUUUAGAUUUAUGAAACGAGAUAAUGAUUUCUCCAGCAACAGGAGCAGUGGGCCUAAUUUAGGAAAUAACACCAAUCUUUUUCAUACUUUAGCAAACGAAACCCUCAGUAGAAAGCUGUGGUCAAAAACAAGAAGAAACCAGCGUUGGUAUUCCGGAUAA
This is a messenger RNA of Limulus polyphemus (Atlantic horseshoe crab), 1108 nucleotides long. RefSeq names its product fibroblast growth factor 18-like. Bases 389 to 1108 code for a protein of 239 amino acids. The transcript has 5 exons. Gene Ontology annotation, molecular function: type 1 fibroblast growth factor receptor binding; growth factor activity; type 2 fibroblast growth factor receptor binding. Gene Ontology annotation, biological process: cell differentiation; positive regulation of gene expression; positive regulation of cell population proliferation. NCBI's taxonomy places the organism in Eukaryota, Metazoa, Arthropoda, Merostomata, Xiphosura, Limulidae. The record is from RefSeq and is a predicted model, not a curated record. Gene Ontology annotation, cellular component: cytoplasm.